Molecule: messenger RNA, 4475 nt
Organism: Penaeus indicus
Lineage: Eukaryota; Metazoa; Arthropoda; Malacostraca; Decapoda; Penaeidae
Product: eukaryotic translation initiation factor 2-alpha kinase 3-like
Exons: 17
Coding region: 167-3892 (1241 amino acids)
Biological process (GO): protein phosphorylation
Cellular component (GO): cytoplasm; nucleus
Molecular function (GO): protein binding; eukaryotic translation initiation factor 2alpha kinase activity; ATP binding
Source: RefSeq, a predicted model, not a curated record
AUCCCCGCGCGACGUCACUCCCCUCCGCCAGCCAAUCGGAGGAGGCGUUAGAAUAGCUCAGGUGGCGAGAUCGGUGACGCAAGUUGUUGUUGUUGUCGAGACUCUAAGGCAAACGGACGUCGGCGAUGGUCCUCGAGGCGCUGCGUGGAAAUGGUCGCUUACGGGGAUGGCGACGAUGACUCCCUGGCGACGCUGCGUUCUGAGGCUCCUGCUAGCGGUGCUGUUCCUCCUGCUCGCGCUCUUGCUUAACGACGUCGCGGCCGAGGUCGAGCUCAGGAGCGACCACAGGUUCAUCCUCGACCUCGGGCACGAGCUCGAGGACGAGGGCGAGGGGGCGUCCGAGGAGGAGGAGGACGACCUGCAGAUCCUCCAGCAGGUGGCGAGGCAGGGCGGGGGUACCUUCGGGGCCGAGUGGUCGAGUGCGGAUGAGCUCGAGGGCGACCUCAUAGUGGAGGACGACCCUGGCAAUGAGUCGGAAUUCAUUAACUCGGAAAAUUACGAGGACUUGUACGGGGGGCCGGAGUUCGAGGAGCUCCCGCACUGCCAGAGCGACGCGCCCGACGAGGACAGGCCCAGGCCUGCAGUAGUUGUGAGCACCCUUGACGGGCGAGUGACCAGUCUGGAUGCCUUGACGGGGGCGGUUAUGUGGUCACAUCAGACGGGCGGCAAAAAUAAUGAUAUGCUGUCUUCUUCUAUGUCGAAGUUGGAGGUGACUUCUCGUGGCGAGUGGGUGCGGCUUAUCCCCUCCCUGGAUGGGGGAAUCUACCGGUUUGAUGGAGACGGGGUGGAGGCUCUCCCGGUCACAGCCGAGACGCUCCUGCACUCCUCAUUCAAGUUCAACACCGAUACAGUUUUCACAGGAGGAAAGUCAACAGAAGUCUGGGGAAUGUCAGCAAACACAGGACACUUGUUAUACGUAUGUAAUACUGGUGGAUGUAAUCGUCAACAAACAGCAUCAAAGCCUAUACAUGUGUUGGUUGUCCGGCGAGUAACGCAGAUUGUCAGGGCCAUUGACCCACAGUCUGGAGAGGAGAGGUGGAACUUCAGUGUUGGUCAGCAUGAGGUGAAUCUUGCUGGCGGAGGCUGUGAGGGGAUGAACAGAGGAGAGGAGGAGGAGGAGCUCCCUUCCCUUCAUUUUGUUGUACCUGAUGGCAUCAUAAUGGGCAUGGAUGAGGAAGGGCAUCUUCUCUGGCAGCAGAAGCUGGCAUCACCUGUGGUCAGUGCCUGGAGGAUACAGGGAAGUGAUAUUCAGCAGAUUGACUUGUUUAGCACAAACAGUGUACCAGCUUUGUGUCCAGAAUCAGGACAAUCCUAUGGAGAAAAUACAGAGUAUGACCAGGAUGAGGACCAGCAGCAACCUGCCUUGUACGUAGGGGUCCAUCAGAAACAGCUGUAUAUUCAGCAGAGUGGCAACAUGAGAAAGAGGGUCAACUCUGCAAUCAGGAUUUAUGCCUCCGAUUUACCCAUUCCAGCGGAAACAUCAUUCCCGCGGGUUCAGUGGCGCCCUUACUUAGCAACAGCACUAUCCCGAACGCCAAUUGUUAACUAUAACAGACGGAAGCACCCAUUGCUCCUCAACUAUGACCAAAAGGAGGAGAAUACUGCAGUUGCGGUUGCUCACCAGAUAGACUAUCCUUUUGAUAAUGGCUAUUACCUCUAUGGCGAAAGUGAGGGUCAGCUCAAUCUGAGUCGUCCCUUGGAGGCUCCCACAGGUAUGCCCGAGGACGAAGAUGAAACCCUCAUGGAUGAUGUGGCAGCGCAGAUUCUUCACAUAUGCUUUCACAUUGGGCCUGAAACUUGGAUGAAACUGGUUUGUGGUGUUGCUUGCUAUGCCUUGCUUCACUUUCUUCUGUUGCGGUACAUUCUAGUCAGCAUGAGACGUCAAGUGACACAGCAAACCCUCAAUCUGGUUACACAGAUGCUGAAUCUCAUCAUUCAGAAUAAUCCACAUAUCCUGGCAUUAAUUCACCGAAUGGGAGUGCAGGUGCCCCAGGUUGCUGCCCCACCACCUGCGCCACCCGCUCCAGCUCCUACUGAGGUUCCUGUAUUGACGAGUAAUCCUCCGGCAGAUUCAGCCUUGCCGGAGAAGAGCGAACCCCCGACGCCCCAGUUCACUUCAAGGUAUGCAACAGACUUUGAGCCCAUGCACUGCCUGGGACGUGGCGGCUUUGGUGUGGUGUUUCAGGUCCGGAACAAGCUUGAUGAGAAUGAAUAUGCAGUCAAGAGGAUAACAUUACCAGCAAAGGAAUCCUCUGCAGAGAGAGUAAAGCGUGAGGUCCGCGCACUUGCCAAGUUGAACCACACGAAUAUUGUGCGUUAUUACAACAGCUGGUUGGAAUCGCCUCCUCCUGGUUGGCAAGAUGAGUCUCUGUUUCUUUUACAGAGUGGAUCUGAACCUUUGUCCAUGUCCCCUUUCUCUCAUGGGGCGGAAGAGACCCGUGACAAGUGCCAGGAAGAGAGCUUUGCCUGCCGUGACGCAGACGAAGGCUUGAAUGAUUCUCUCUCGGAUGUGUUUAACAAACUUGCCCCCAAACCUUAUGAAAGUUAUAGCAGGGUUGAGGACCAGGAAGGCAGAAGUGGGUCCUAUACUGGCUCUAAGGAGGAGUCUGAAGAGGAAUCUGAGAUGGAGGAGGAGGAGGAGGAGUCUGAGGGUUUGCAAGAGAACACAGAUAAGUCUUCCAGUUGGUGGCAGAAUGAUAGCCAAACGGGAGACGUUCAGGACACCCAGAAUGAUUUUGCUGCAGAUGAUUCGUUUGAGAUAGUUUUUGAGAAUCCCGAAGUGAAACCGAGUGAGAGAAGUGAUGACUGCACAAGUAAUAAAAGUGACUCUAAAGAUGCUGGCAUUCAGAAUAGAGACAAUGCUAGUGAAGUAGAGGACAGUCUUAGUCAGUCGAUAGUUUUUCAAGACUCAGGGUGUGACAAUGAGAAUAGUUUAUCACUACGCAGUACUGUAUUUGAUGAUAAAAGUGCUAGUCAAGAAAGAAGUAGCCAGAGCAAGGAAAGCCACAACUACCACAAAAAGCUGCAGAAGAGGAAGAGAUUACAGAGUCAUCCCCUUGGGAGCGAUUCAAAGGAAACGAGUGAGAGACCAAGAACGUUAAGCCUCCAGACGAGUAUGGAGAAGAUAACCUCCCACUCCAAAGAAGAGGCCAGUGUUCUCCGCAGCAGGACCUUCCUCUAUAUCCAGAUGGAGCUUUGUCAGAGGGAAAGCCUGAAGGACUGGCUCUUGCAAAAUGAGAUUAGAAAUAAAAAGACUAUCUGUGAUAUGUUCAAUGAUAUCGUGAAGGCUGUUGAAUAUGUCCAUGAUAAUCAGCUUAUGCAUCGAGAUCUGAAGCCUUCUAAUAUCUUCUUCUCACUCGAUGGCAAAAUAAAAAUAGGAGACUUUGGAUUGGUAACCACUAUUGCCGAGGACCUGCGAACCCCAGGGGUCGUUCAGCCAGGCUACAUGGGUAGACUGCCUGAUAGUCACCACACCCAUCGUGUGGGGACUCAGCUUUACAUGAGCCCUGAGCAAGUGACGGGCCAAGUCUAUGAUUACAAAGUAGACAUAUACUCCUUGGGACUCAUUUUCUUUGAGAUGCUAGUGCCAUUUUCCACUGGUAUGGAGCGUCUGACUGUCAUGACCCGUGUACGAGAAGGAACGUUCCCAGAUGGAUUCAUAGAAAGUUAUCCUGAUGAGACAGAAUUACUGAAGCUCAUGCUCUCUGCCAAUCCGGACACGCGUCCCACAACAAGGGGCAUCCGUGCCAGAAACCCUCUGAGGCCGCUCCAGGGCAUCUCUGUCGAGGACAUCCAGCCCGAGGAUCACUUCCAUCUCUCCCGCCAGCGCUCCCUUGUACAUUCCCAAUCGUCCUCCUACUCCAUCGCUUCGUCCACUUCGUCGGGGAGAUGAUGGUGAUGAUGAUGAUGAUGUCAGGAAAACAUAUCUUCUGUCGUGGGAGUUUUCCGCGAUUUCCUUCAUCCUCAUUCUUCAAGUGAUUUGUUCAUCAGCGCUUUUAGUCUUGUCCUUAUACCUCAUCUCAAACAGUCAUGUAAUAAGUUUCCAUAGGCUAGAAAACUUGUAUCACUGCUCAUCAAAGAUCUGUCGUUUGCUUGCAAAAUGUACGCUAUCAUGGUUAAUAAAUUUGUUUAUAUUUUAGUAGCUUUAUCAUGGGUUUUGACCAUCUUUUUUCACUAGGGUCCUUAUCUGAAAAGUGAAUGGGGUGUUUACAUGACACUUUUUGGAGGUUGUACUAUAAACAAAUGUUAUCACAAACAUUUAAAAGUAUACAUAUAUUUUUUUUUUUCUCUUUCUCUCUUCUCUUUGGUGCAGAAAGAAGUACCAUACUAAGCUUGUUAAGCUAGAUGAUACACAAUCUACUAGUAUUAACCAUUGUGAGAGUCUAGAGUGGGUUUCUGGUGUUAUGAAACAAAGAACAGUACUUAUAGUGUGCAUAAGUAAUACUUCCCUCACUCUAAUAAACUGUGAAAGACUG